This is a messenger RNA of Strongylus vulgaris, 402 nucleotides long. The record is from the annotation of a GenBank genome assembly. NCBI's taxonomy places the organism in Eukaryota, Metazoa, Nematoda, Chromadorea, Rhabditida, Strongylidae.
AUGAGCAAAAAAUCAUCGACUGUUGAUCCACCUCGCAAAAAGAUCAGCCUCAUCAGCUUAUCGGGUAACGAAACACCUCCAAGAAAGAAGAGUAAUAUUCAGCUAGAAAUGAGCAAAAAAUCGUCGACUGUUGAUCCACCUCGCAAAAAGAUUAGCCUCAUCAGCUUAUCGGGUAACGAAACACCUCCAAGAAAGAAGAGUAGUUUGAAGGAAAAUUUCUCGAAUCUUAUGAGAGCACCAAAUUUUCUGAUCAAAAGGGAAGCUGCCAAAAAACGCUGGAAUCAAGUCUGUGAAAAUCUACAUCUUGGACGGAUAAAAGUUGCCGUCACUGAAUCUAAACUCUUCUCUCCAGAUGGCCCAAAAUAUGAGAGGCGUUCUUGCAGCCUAUGCGGAGAGCUCUGA